This is a messenger RNA of Hydra vulgaris (swiftwater hydra), 4809 nucleotides long. RefSeq names its product kinase D-interacting substrate of 220 kDa. The record is from RefSeq and is a predicted model, not a curated record. Lineage: Eukaryota; Metazoa; Cnidaria; Hydrozoa; Anthoathecata; Hydridae. Gene Ontology annotation, molecular function: protein kinase regulator activity; PDZ domain binding.
AAAUCUACGUAUGACGUGAUUUUUCUAUUUAAUAAAACAUUUUUCUGAAUGAACGUAACAUCUGAAAUGGAAUGGCAAAUAAAAUGGAUAAAAGAUUUUUCUCUUUGUUUAAAUAUGAUACAACUUUUUCUUACUCAUAAAAUCCAUACUGUAAAGAUAAAGUAUACUAUGUAUAGUAUUUAAAGAAAUACCUAUCGACAGUCAUAUGUUACAGCGAUUGUUAAAUCGAGAGUUUUUUUUUUACCUUAUAGCACCAUGUUUUCCAAACACAUCUGAGAAAUUGAAAUAACUUUUUUCAAUACAAAAUGAUGGAGGAAAAUACACAAGAUCAGUUGUUUAAGGCUGUAGAAGGUGGAAACUUGUCUAUUGUUUUAAAGUGUAUUUCUAAAAUUGAAAAUUUAAAUCAGGAAAACUCUAAUGGUCAAACUGCUCUAAUUUUAUCUGCCGAGAAAGGGUUUGUAGAUAUUGUUCGAGAGUUGUUGAAUCAUGAUGUUGAAGUUAACCAUAGGGAUGAGGAUGGUCGAACAGCAUUAAUUGAAGCAGCGAAGCGAGGUUCCAUUGAGAUAGUUACUCUUCUUCUUGACCAUGGUGCAAAGUUCAUCACAGAUUUGGGUGGUUGGACACCAUUAGUCUGGGCCAGUUACAAAGGAAAUACAGAAGUUGUUCGUCAGCUUCUUUUGCAUGCAGCUAAUCCAAAUGAGCGUGGACAGUAUUCAAUGACUCCUUUAAUUUGGGCAUCUGGUCGAGGUCAUUCAGAAGUUGUACGAGUACUUGUUCAACAUGGCGCAAAAGUUGAAAUUGCUGACAAAUAUGGCACUUCUGCAUUGAUAUGGGCUUGUCGAAAAGGUCAUUUAGAAGUAGCUAAGAUAUUAAUUUCGAAAGGAGCUAGCUGUGAUGUUGCUGGAACGCAUAGAUGGACUCCUCUUAUAAUGGCAUCAAAGGGUGGGUUUACAGAAAUGGUGGUUCUUUUGUUAGAGCAAAAGUUGAAUGUAAAUGCUAUUGACCAGGAUGGAAGAACAGCUUUAUCUUGGUCAGCUGUUGAAGGAUAUUCUGAAAUUGUAUCGAAGUUAUUGGAAAAUGGUGCUCAAGUAAACAUACCAGAUAAAAAUGGACUAACACCAUUAAUGUUAGCAGCAAAAGAAGGGCAUACUGCAGUAAUAAAAAUUUUGCUAGCAGCAAGUGCAAAAGUGGAUACUACAGAUAAUGAAAAGAGAACAGCACUUUACUAUGCAGUAGAUCAAGGUCAUUUGGAUGUCGCUACAGAACUUAUAAACAAUGGUGCAAGCUGCAACCAUAGAGAUAAAGAUGGAGAGACUUUGUUAAUUCGAGCUGCAAAAAAAAAGCACACACAGUGUGCUAAAGUCCUUUUAGCCAAUGGGGCUGAUUCUAAUGCAUCUGACAAGAAAGGAGAUACUCCUCUUCACAUCGCCGUUCAAAACAGACAUUACAGUAUGUGUGAGGUUUUGGUAAAAGAUGGUCACUGCAGUGAAGAACUAAACUUUAAUAACAAAACAGGUGAAGUAUCAAUAGAUAUAGCAAGACCAACAAAUGUUUCAUGUGAUGAGAAGAUGGAUCAAAAUAAUGUUUAUUUGACAACUUUGGCUGAUUUUUUUGUUGACCCUUCGUUAUCUGUUCCUCUAAGUGUUGGUUUAUUCUCAAAAAAGGAAAACGGAAAAUCUCCGUAUGCGCAGAAAAUUAUGAAACUUAUGGAGCAGUAUCGAGAACACGAGAACAUAUCUUCGUUUUUGUUAACUAUGUCUGUUGUCAUUUUCAUUGUAAUGACUGCAACAACAAUUGGAUUGUUUGUUUGGAUAUCGUUUACAUGGAUUGAUGCUAUUGCUACAGCAAUCGUUAUUGUUAUACUUACGCUUGCAUUAAUAGCAUUUGCUCGCAUAGCUUUGUUGAGUUUUAACAGUUAUAUAAAUUACGUUGGAGUGUUAUUAACCAAUUUUUUAAAUAGAAGUUUGUGGUUCUUAAAAAUUCUUUAUUUAGUUCCAUUAUCUAAUGUAUCUGGUUCAUCGGUUUUACCUGUUCAUAUUAUAACUAUUGAUCUUUCUUCAAAUUUUUUUUCCAGUAAUUCACCAAUCACUGCUUUAGUAAACAUGACCAACGAAUUGACUGAUGCAAUAGAAAAAGAUAUAGGUAUGUUUAUUCCUAGGCUUUACAGAAUAUUUCAAGCUAGUCCUAAUACAUUACAAAGUAACAACUCUUUACGUUGGAAAAAAUCAUGCUGCUGCAUUCCUUCUAUUGUAAUAACACUUGGAGUGCUCUUUUGCUUGUGGGUAAGCAUCAUUUUGUACGGAGUUUUUGGUAUCCAUGGAACUAGCGCUAUUGUUGCCAUCCAAAUUGCUUGUUGUUGUGUAUUGAUUUGUGCAUUGUUAGUCUACAUUUUACGCUUCAUACUUAUCGUAUACUGUCUAGUAUUAUCAACGAAGAAAAGAAUUCGUAUAAUGUCUAAUCAGCCAAAUAUACAAGAAGAAACUUUUGUGUCAGUUUUAAAACAAGAAAUAGAUUUAAACUCUGAUAUGAUUUUGUCUAUUGAUGGAUUUGCUCGGCGUCAAACUAGAAUCAUUUUGAAUGUCGAUUUUCAUGAAACACUUGAACAAGAUAAAGUUCUGCAUUUAAUAAACUUAUUGAAUAUUUUAUUAUGCGAUGCCAAACAAAGUUUUAUUAUAGUGAUAUCAGCAGACCCUGCUUUACUUACAAAAGCUGCAAAUCAAAUAUAUGAAAAUCUUGGUGAUUCGCAGAAAGUAGCAUAUGAUUUCUUAAAGAGUUUAUUUAAUCUUCCUUAUUUUAUACUUGAACCAUUAAAAAUGAAAAUGAAUGGGAUAAUACCUCCAGAGUAUCAAAAAGAAAUAGGUAUGAUAUCAAGUGAUAACCAGGAGGAACUAGAAUGGGAUCUUAAUGACGGUUUUCAAAUUUCAAAUGAGUUGCUUAAUCGUUCUAUUAGCAGUAGAGAUGAUCGUCCAAUUAGUGAGCGUGAAGACACACGACUUUUGUCCAAUCGUUCACCCAAACUAUCUAUUAAAGAGAUAUCACCUUGUAAAAGUGACGAACAUUCUGUAUCAUUAGAAAACAUACAUGAUCUAUCUUAUUUAUUUAGAAAUGACGAAUUUGGAUCUGUGGCUGACAUUAAACGCAUUAUGAAUAUUGUUUCAUUAAAUGGAAGAAUUUUGCGCAAUGCUCAUGUACCUUUUCAGUGGACUCAACUUGCAAUAUGGGUAUCACUCUGUGAUCAAUGGCCUUGUAAAUCUACUUGGAUAACAAUUUUAUGUUUAGACGGCGAAUUAAACAUACCUGAAAGAAUGAAAGUUAGUCAGGUUAAUAAAUUGUAUGGAUAUGGAAUACCAACUAUUUCUUCAACUUUUUUAGGUAAUGAUUCUGAUAACAGUAGUUUUGACUCGUUCAUUUCUUCUCAUAAGCCAUCAAUAAAUGUUGAAGAUGUUAGAAUCUUUGCUCCUUUUAUGAUAUAUAUGGAUCCUGCAAUACGAAAUGCUAUAGUGGAGUACUUGAUUGCAAAUAGAAGUCGCUCCCCGAAAGUAUGUUCUCGUUCCAGCACAUUCUCAGCAAGCAAGAGUAUUGCGAAUAGUGAUCAUCAGUUAUUGUAUAUGACAGUUAAAGAUAUUGCAUAUCAGCUUGCUGAGAUUGAUGGAAUGGAUGAUUCAUUAGUACCUAUUUAUAAAAAUCGAAUUCUUGAAAAUAACAUAAAUGGUCGUGUGCUGGCGACGUGCGACUUAAAUGAACUUCGCGACGUCAUGCAGAUGAAAUUUGGCGAUUGGCAACUUUUUAAAGUGUGGAUUAUGCAAAAUUUUCAAAAAAAUCAUAGUUUAGUCAUGAGAUUUCCUGGCAAUUAUAAUGCAUUUAGCGAGGAUAACAGUUUCAUCGAUGAAACUCCACGUUUUAAGCUGGAACAUCAAGAAAGUUUUACUAAAGGUAACGUUUUUAACAAUUUUGAACCGGUAACUUCAAAUUUCCAACCAGUUAAGAAUAUGAAAUGGAAUGCACCAAAUUGUUAUAAAAUGUCUCCAUCAAAUUCUCCUCGAUUUCGUAAGCAGUUUAAACGGAUGAUAGUAAAUGAAGAAAUAACGCCCAAAGAUACUGAUACUCAUGCUGCAUUUAUGGGUGUAGAAAAUGGUUGGAGUCUCUCUGCAGAUUCUGGUUUUGCAAGUACUGAUGUAGAUCAUAACAUGAAGCUCGCACUAAGAAAAAACUCAUUACCAGAAAGAAAAAAUAAUAAAACUAUUGAAAAUCCUCAGCGUUCUGUAGAUUGUCCUGAUACCGCUAAGAAUCUUGAGUUUGGAAACAGAUUAUCUCCGGAAUUCGCAAACUUAUCUCCAGAGAGAUUAGAAAACUCUUUAACUAAAGAUUCUUGUCAAUAUAAAUUGAAUAAAAGUGAUAAAGUUGACCAAGUCUCAUUUGGAGUGAAUAAAGAUAGAGUUACAUAUAAAUCUAGUUUAAGACCUAUUUCGUUAUCAGAAGUUCCUUUACCUCCUGCAUACAUGCUAGAUCAAUCUGACAUUUGGCCUGUGGAUCCACCAUCUGAAUUUAUAGACGACAUUGACAUGAGUUAUUCAUCUUCUCCGUCGAUAGGAGUAGAUAGAAAAAUGGUGUUGAAAUAUGCUGCUAAAUAUCAAAGUAUGUCAACCCAUAUUUCAUCUUCAACCGAUACUGAAGAUCACAUAAUAAUGUGUGAAAAAAAUAACGAGCAUUUAUGUUAAUAAAAAAAUCGUUUUAAAAAAUUGAUUGUUACUAUAUAGUUUUUUUGCGUUAAUGUUAAAAUGUAAAUAUUUAUUUUUUCAUCUAUUUCAA